AUGAACGGAGUUAUUGAGGCACUUCACAUUUACGAUGAAUACCGGCACAAACCCUAUUCUAUCGCAUACCUACGCAGGGAGGCCGUUGUCAGCAACUCAUCUCCUGCCCCUCUACCUAGAACACACUCUACCGCGACCGAACCUGAUUUACCUCCCCAAUACGAGCCCCCCGACGCUCGCCUUCAGUCUGACGCACGCGAACCUCUUAUUCCUUGCUACAUCGUCGACCGAAAUCGAACCCUCUUAACAGAGAUGUGUGACGCAGGUACGAUAAGCACAACAGAACCGAAUGCCCUACGUGAAGUGGUAGAGCAGGAAGGCUGGGUUGGAAAACUACUGGGAAGUAUUAAUCUUCCAGGAAAAGCUCCUCUGGGCGCCAAUUUUUCGAAUUCAAGCACACCAUCCAUUCUGCCCUCGAACUCAACCGCUUUACCGUGGAGGCGAGCCAACGUACGGCACACGUCCAAUGAGAUGUAUGCCGACAUCGUCGAAACUUUGUCAGUAACACUUGCUCCGUCAGGAAGACCUCUUGCUGCCUUUGCCAAUGGAACGAUCGCAUUCACUUCAAAGGUAUCAGGUAUUCCUGAUAUUACGCUUAAUAUCACUAGCCCAUCAGGAAAACACAACCUCGGGGGCAUUAUGGAACUACCAGUGUUCCACCCGUGCGUGCGGCUCAACCGAUGGAAAGAGAGACCAGGCGAACUCAGCUUCAUUCCACCUGAUGGAAGAUUUAUCUUGGCUGGAUAUGAAGUUGAUUUACUGCCCUUUUCAAGUGGGAAGAGUGGAAGUCUUAGCUCCAACAACCUCAAGUUACCGAUUAAUAUGGAAGUAAAAACAGGACUAGGUGCAACAGGGUCUGAUUUCGAAGUCCGAUUACAGGUCAACAAGAUUCCUGCAGCACCUUCGCCGGCACCAUCAGGACUGGGAAGAGGCGGCAGUGGAGGUCGAUUAGGCGGACCUCAUCCUGGAUCGCCAGGAGCACCUUUGAUGGAUGACCUCACUGUGACCAUCCCACUCCCAGCAGAUGUCAGGAACCUAUCUGAGAUCCGGCCUAGCAAGGGGGAUGCCAGCUUUAAUCCGGGAGAGAAGGUCUUGGAAUGGUACAUUCCCGCAAAGGAGCUGUCAGUCGGAACAAGCUACUUUGGACUCAGAGGCACUGUGGUGGGACCACUGGCAGAGGAGGGUGAUGGGGGAUUCGAUCCUAACGGAUUUGGAUUUGGAACAGACUACACAUUUGACGGGCCAUAUCAGAGCGUUCCUGUUGCCAAGGCGGCACAGAACCCGGAGAGCACAGGCGAUGACAAGGACGCCAAGAAGAUCGCACAGAACAAAAUCCUGAUGCCAACAUCGGCCUCAGUAAGCUUCUCGGUCAAAGGAUGGUUGGCAAGUGGUCUGAAGGUCGAGAGUAUUCAACUCGACACACGCAAGAGUAAGGGUCUGGGAGAUAGUGUCAAGCCAUACAAGGGUGUCAAAUACUUGACAAUCAGCAAGGGAGGUGUGGAGAUACGAUGUUAA
This is a messenger RNA of Fusarium subglutinans, 1515 nucleotides long. Its product is annotated as APM1-AP-1 complex subunit mu1 subunit. Gene Ontology annotation, biological process: endocytosis; intracellular protein transport. The transcript is spliced from 4 exons. The coding region runs from base 1 to 1515 and encodes 504 amino acids. Gene Ontology annotation, cellular component: clathrin adaptor complex; cytoplasmic vesicle. NCBI's taxonomy places the organism in Eukaryota, Fungi, Ascomycota, Sordariomycetes, Hypocreales, Nectriaceae. The record is from RefSeq and is a predicted model, not a curated record.